Daphnia pulicaria is the source of this 7050-nucleotide messenger RNA. RefSeq lists its product as uncharacterized. Gene Ontology annotation, molecular function: nucleic acid binding. The transcript has a single exon. NCBI's taxonomy places the organism in Eukaryota, Metazoa, Arthropoda, Branchiopoda, Diplostraca, Daphniidae. Gene Ontology annotation, biological process: DNA integration. Bases 1 to 7050 code for a protein of 2349 amino acids. The record is from RefSeq and is a predicted model, not a curated record.
AUGGAGUCACAAGCAAUAGCCCUUCCGCCUAUCGAUGAAGAAGAUGACGACGAACGAGUUGACGAUGAAGAGGAGGAGGCCCAUUUUGAUCCGGAAGCGACCGAAGAUCCGGAUCAUCUUAAGAACCUCCGUACCGGCGGGAAAUCGGUCCACACGAAGUCAGGGAAGAAGAUGAUGAAAGCAGUGAGAAUCGGCUCCGACCGCGAUGAAGUACGGGCUCUUCGAGCAGUUUACGUUCGAGACUUCGAAGAGUUGGAGAGGCGGCAUGACCGAUACGUUUGCGCCAACCUGGCGAAUUUUUCGAGAGAUGACUUAGAGGGUCAACGACAAUGGAUUCAAGCCGUCAUUUAUGACCAACAAAAGUUACUGGCAGACUGCGACAAGUACCUGCUCCUUACAAAACCUCAAUCGUCCGCUUCUGUUGCAACCCGAGCAUCGUCGAGACACAGCAGCGUAUCUUCCGCGCAGGCGAAAAUUCUGGAAGCUGAAAGAAAAGAGCAAGAAGCUCGACUCAAACUUCAACAAGCGGAGGAUGAGGCGAAACGUCAAGCGGAAGAAGACGAUUCUUUGAGAGAGCUGCAAGUUAGACAACGCCAAAUAGAUGCAGAUCGUGAACAGCGGAAGUUAAAGGACGAAAUGGAGCUGCAACAACUCACUGGCGCCAUCAUGCGGCAGCAGUUAGCCGACAUCACCGGUGCCGAUGGCGCGGCCAACGAAACACGAGCGAUGUCAACAUCGAGCGCUCCGUCUGGGUCUGUGAGAAGACGCACCUUGCUGCCGAGCAUUUUUAAUCAACCAGCGCCACUCAGUCAACCACCACCGGCAGAAAACGUGCAGACGACCAACACGGCUUAUCAUGUUCCGGCAGCUCCAGCGACUACAUUUCAACGCACGAUGGCUACACCCGCCGGAAGGCCCGCCGCAUUGUCGACUCCGUCGAUUGGGUUGACCCAGAAGUUGCUACCACCGGCCCGAUUAUUCGCGACACCCGUCCCGCCUAUAUCGACAGCACCGCCUUCAACCCCAAAACCAGGGAUCUUUUCGCAGAUGCGAGGCCUAGCCACGAGAAUUUUCACUCCCAGCAGCAGAACGAUGACACGAUCUUCUUCCGUGCCGACUCUUUCAGUACCCAGCAGCGUCAGCACCGGACAAACGACCAGCGUGACAAAUCCGACUUUCAUCACGCCUCUAUCAACGAGUAAUUUUGUCACGCCUCCGACGGCUAGCUUCGUCACGUCUGCAACGACUGGGUUUGUCUCACCUCCAACGACUCGUUUUGCCACGCCUCCGACGACUGGGUCUGUCACGCCGCCAACGACAACGAGUCAACCGGUCUCUGCAGCAGCUACGCAACCUACUAGCAAUGUCAGCUCAGCCCCCAGUCAACCUCCGGUUCAACCACCCGCUUCAUACCCGCCGAGCACGUCCUUUUCGGUGCCUUGGCCGUCAUGGAGAAACGCAGGACGAGCCACUAGUGGACUAAAUGUUCCACCGCCACAACCACCGACUUCAACAGUUGUGUCAAGCCGAAUCACUCAUACAAAUCCGCCUGGACAUGGGCCGUCAUCCGGAUUCGUACCGCCAUCAACCGCCGUGUCGCUCUCGAUGCCAUCCAGCGUUGGAACGACUUUUUUCCAUACUGGACAUGGAUCAUCAUCCGGAUUUGUGCCCCCAUCGACAGCAGUGACGUUCUCUAUGCCAUCCAGCGUUGGUGGAACGACCUAUUUUUCUACUGGCCUGAAUCACGGAACAAGUAUUGGCACGUCUAUUCCGGAUUCAUCAUACGGGCCGGCCUCAACGAAUACCUGCCCGCCGAUCACGUCGACCACGUAUAGCCACCGGCCGUCGUCGAUUCCUUUCCCAAGCAACGUGUACGCACCGCCUUUCGUGCCCAACUCGUCUGUGCCACCAGAGCCGCCGCCGAAUCCAUAUGGCCACGAUGGCGCGCCGGGAAUUUACACCCCGGACGAUUGGAUUCACACUCUCGGGACACCGUUCGCGACUAAAACCAGAUCCAGCGUUAAGCCCCCACGAAUGAAAGUGCCGAACUUUGACGGGGACCCACGCAACUGGCCGAUGUUCAUACAAAUGUUCAAGAUAUUCGUGCACGACGCUGUGAGCUCUGAUGCUGAACGCAUCGCUCAUUUACACGACGCCUUGACUCCCGAAAUCAGGAAGAACAUCGGAGGCGCUCUGCUGAAUCCCGGGCUCUACCAUCACGCGCUACACGAGUUACACAAACGUUACGGCAACCCACAGCUCGUCUCCCAGUCCUGCACAUCUUCAUUGCUCAAGCUGCAGCCAUUUAAGGAUAACGACUUCAACGCCCUUCGGGCAUUCUCGGCGAAUCUACAUUCCGUCGUGGCCACACUCCGCCUUGACGGAUAUGGAAUGGAGCUUCAUAGUCAUGCCACGCUGGCGCAACUGGUCGCCAAGCUCCCGCCUGCACUUAAAAGCCGCUGGGGAGAAAAGAGCUGGGCCAAACAGCCCCAGCUCUCGACAGUCGAAGAUUUAGACAAGUGGUUGGACGACGUCGCAAUGGCCGAACAUUCCAUUAGAGCAGGAGCGAUGGAAUCAUCCAGAUCCCGUGGCGACGCGCCGAAGGAAAGCAACAGAGGUGGCCGCCGUGAUCAAAGCAGCCACAACGUAUUCAACACAACAACCGAAAAUCGACCCGCGCAGCAGCCGGCAAAUCAACGACGCUGUCCUUGUUGCAACAGCACUGAUCAACAUCACCUCAAAAACUGCCGGAAAUUUAAAUCACUCACGGUUGAAAAACGAGCGAUCAUCGCCAAGGAAAAAGGCAUAUGUUUUCGCUGUCUUGGCCAUGAUCAUAUCGGACGAAAAUGUAGCCAAACGCAACGCUGCACUCAACCGGAUUGUGAUGGCGUUCACCAUCCUCUUCUUCACGGCGCUCCAAGGAUGUUCGCGAAAGAGCCGACACCACCGCCAGCUACAUUUUCGGGCUCAAUCUCCACUGCGAGCAGAGCAUACGCUGGAAAACGUACCAUGCUGCCGAUGGUGCCUAUUAUUCUGAGAGCCAACGGGAAGGAGAUCAAGCUGUACGCUCUUCUGGAUAAUGGAAGCGAAAUUUCCAUCGUCAAAAAGGAAAUUUCCGACCGUUUUGGACUGAAGGGCCGCCUUGAACGUGUGGUCACUAAUACAGUCGACGGAAGAGGCAAACCAGUCGACACGUUGAUCGUGAAUUUCGACAUUAUUUCACUGGAUCGGCGCUACACCUUCAACAUCGUCGACGCUCAAGUGAGAGAAACGUUCCGGCUCAACAAGCGAUCCAUCGACCUAGCAGCCCUUACCGAGAAGUGGCCUCACCUCGCACACGUCCCAAUUCAUUCCGCCCUGGAGGAAGAAAUCGCGAUAUUGAUUGGCCACGACCAUCCGGCGGCCAUCGAUAUUUUUGAAACCCGUAAAGAUCCCUUCCACCAGCGAGCUCCACGCGCCUAUUUAACGGCCUUUGGGUGGUGUAUCGGCGGACCAACAGGGACCGGAGGCGAAGCUGAGGUCAGCUCAUUCCAUGUGAGCUCGCUCGAAGACAGGUGCGAUCUCCAGCUGGAACAAUUCAUCGACGCGGACACCUUCGGUACAAAGCCUGACAUCGUCCAGCCUAUCAGCAAAGAAGAGGAGCGGGCGUGGAAUAUUUUGAAGAGUACGACUCAACAUAAUGGCGUCCGGUAUCAAUCCGGGCUUUUAUGGAAGACGGACGAACCGAACCUCCCCAAUAACUUCUUCGCCGUCCAGAGACGUCUUUUCAACCUCGAAUCGAAGUUUGGUAAAAUCGAAGGCCUGGCUGACAUCUACAAAAACGUGAUCAACACUUACGUCGAGUACAAACACGCCCGUAAGCUGACGCGGAAGGAGAUAGACGAAGGCCCGCCCGGGCGAACAUGGUACAACCCUCAUCAUCCCGUUUUCAACCCGAAUAAACCGGGAAAAUGCCGAGUGGUGUUCGACCUGUCCGCCAAGUGUCACGGAGUCUGCCUCAAUGACGUGCUCCUGAAAGGCCCGGAUCUACUCACCAGCCUCAUCGGCGUCUUAUUGCGAUUCCGGCAAUAUGAAUAUCCCGUGGUGGCAGACGUAGAAAAGAUGUUUCAUCAGGUGCUGGUGGCGCCAGCUGACGGGCCGGCAUUCCGCUUCUUGUGGCGCGAGCCAGGCUCUAAUCUUCCGCCAGACGUUUAUCAAAUGGAUGUUCACCUGUUCGGCGCAGUUUCGUCCCCGGCAGUCUGCUCUCACGCGCUUCAACAAGCUGCAAGGGACAGCGAUGACCCCAAAAAUUUGCUGCCGCAAAUUACACGCCAUUUCUACAUGGACAAUUGGCUCGUCUCCUUCCCUACCACGUCGGAAGCAAUCGAAACGGCUCAUCGUCUAACCGACGCCUUGAAGAAAGGCGGUUUUCCGCUUACGCAAUGGGCGACUUCCAGCGACGUUAUCCGACAUUCACUUCCGGGCCAGCAACAAGAGGCCAAACCUAUUAAUAUGGACCUGGACGCCGAACCAAUUGAAAGAACCUUAGGCCUCGUCUGGGAUUUUGGCCGCGAUGUGUUUGUCUUAGGAGCCACCGCGAAACCGGACGGACGGACCAAAAGAGAAUUAUUGAAAUCGAUUUUCAGUAUCUUUGAUCCGCUUGGAUUUUUGGCCCCGAUCGUGUUCCAGGCGAAAUUCCUAAUGCAAGACAUCUGGAGAUUAAAGUUCGAUUGGGACGACGAACUCAGUCAAGAAAUCCUCGAUCGCUGGAUUAGUUGGGCGAACGGCCUGCCAUCUCUAGACGGACUUGCCUUGAGCCGAUGCAUUUCACCUCAACGUAACGACGUGACUUCAGUCGAGCUCCAUUUAUUCGGCGACGCCUCCGAAAUGGGCUUUGGUGCCGUCGCCUAUGCUCGUUUCGUCUACCCGGAUGGAUCCGCCGAUGUCAAAUUCCUCAUUUCAAAAUCAAGAAUAGCCCCGCUGAAAUUCAUGACCAUCCCUCGCUUGGAGCUGAAUGCUGCCGUCCUAGCGGCCCGUCUAGGCGUCCAAGUGCGAAAGGAGCACGACAUCAUCUUUGAAAAAACGAUUUAUUGGUCUGAUUCGACUACCGUGUUAAGCUGGGUGAAAUCGCGAUCCUGCCGGUUCAACAACUAUGUCGGGAACCGGGUAGGAGAAAUCUUGGAGUCGUCCGCAUCCGAAGAUUGGAAUUAUGUGCCGAGCGCUGCCAAUCCCGCCGACGACGCCAGUCGCGGAUUAGACCCAGCCGAAUUUGACAUCCAGCACCGGUGGUUUUCUGGUCCCGAAUUUCUCAAAGUUUCGACCAACUGGCCAACUCUUCCGACUCUGCCGCCAGUGGAAGCUAGCGACCCGGAAAUCCGCGAAACCAUUUGGGUCGGCUUAACUCAACGUGAAACCGACGCAAUUGACCAGCUGAUCGUCAAUAGAUCAAAAAUCUAUAUCAUCGUCAACGCAGUCGCCUACGUGUUCCGGUUGAUCGGGAGAAAAAUCCGCAAGCGGCCAGGAAUCGGUGACCUUUGCCCAGAAGAGAUUGAAUACGCUCGAAAUUUCAUCUUUAAGCGCAUUCAAAGUAAUGUCUACCGUCAGGAAGUGGAAGAUUUACGGGCCGGCCGCGCGAUCGAAAAAUCUUCCGAUCUGAUCAAGCUCUCUCCAUACUUGGAUCCCAACGGAAUCAUGCGCGUCGGUGGAAGAAUCGACAAAGCGCCGCUUCCCCUCGACGCCCGCCAUCCGAUUAUUCUACCCAGGAAAGAACGCGUCACCGAACUUAUUCUGUCCCAGCUCCACCGCGAAAAUGCUCAUCUGAGCGCUGAACAGCUCCAUCACGAAGCUCGGAAGGAGUACUGGAUUCCAAAAGGCAGAAUGACUGCCAAACGGGUGUAUGAUUCAUGCUAUCUAUGCCGGAGAAAGAACGCUGCCGGAUGUACGCCAAAGAUGGCUGAUCUACCAGCCUUUCGCCUGACGUGUGGCCUGCCUCCUUUCACGAACACGGGAGUCGACUACUUCGGGCCCAUUGAAGUCAUCAUCUUUCGGCGAACUAUUAAACGCUGGGGCGUUUUAUUCACCUGCCUUGCCACUCGCUGCGUCCAUCUGGAGAUGGCGUACUCGCUCGACACGAGCUCAUUUAUCUCCGCUCUGGACCGAUUCCAGAAUCGACGCGGUGUACCAGCUUCACUUCACAGCGACAACGGCACGAAUUUCGUAGGUGCCCAGCGACAGUUAGCCGAAUGCCUCGACAACCUGAAUCAGUCUGCAAUCAUCACUCAUCUAAACCGGAAGCGGACAAAGUGGUAUUUCAACCCGCCAGCAGCGCCUCAUUUCGGUGGUGUGUGGGAGAGGAUGGUCCGAGCGGCGAAGGAGGCUCUUUCUGCCGUGUUGGGGCGUCAACGUUUGACGGAUGAGCUCUUAGUCACCACCCUCACUCACGUCGAAAAUGUGCUGAAUAGCCGAAAACUUACGCCUCCGAGCGACAACCCGACGGAUCCGGAAGCACUGACCCCGAACCACUUCCUACUCGGCCGGGCCAACCCGAACGUACCGCCCGACGUGUUUGGUGAAGACGAUUUGACUGCGCGGGAAAGGUGGAGAAUUGCUCAAGCUCUCAGCGACCAAUUUUGGCGACGCUGGAUGCGUGAAGUCAUUCCGAGUCUGACGGAACGAGCGAAGUGGCAUCAAGAUCACCCCAACCUGGAAGUCGGCGAUAUCGUCAUCAUUAUCGACCCGGCCAGCCCCCGCGGGACAUGGCCAACUGGACAAGUGAUUCAAGUUAUCGCUGGGCCGGACGGAAUUGUCCGCUCCGCGAUCGUCCAGUCAAACGGAGUCGAACGUCACCGCCCGUCUCACAAACUCUUUCUCCUCGAGUCCGUCCGUAUCCGUGAAGAUGCGCCUGUAACUACAGAGCGCAGGGCCGGCGAUGUUGGAAAGUCUAAGAUUCCCAAAGUUGUCAAUUUUUCUGACCCACUCGAAUCAAAGAAAAUCAAUCUGGCAACACCUGUAACGAGAGUAAGGGAAUCGGACAAGAAGGGAGGAGCCAAACCGAGAAGAUUAUUCACUUAA